Molecule: messenger RNA, 1960 nt
Organism: Brassica napus (rape)
Lineage: Eukaryota; Viridiplantae; Streptophyta; Magnoliopsida; Brassicales; Brassicaceae
Exons: 7
Coding region: 643-1335 (230 amino acids)
Source: RefSeq, a predicted model, not a curated record
CCCGCAUGCGUUCUCAUUCUCAUUAUGUUUCUUCUUUCAUCAAAACUUCUUCUUAGGCGUUUGUUUGUUCAUAAGUUUUGGUUUUAAUCUCUUGUUCGUUAUGAUGUUUUACCAAAAUCGUUUUAUGAUUCUCUUGUACCCUUACGUUAUUCUUUUUCUUUUUAAUGGCAAACUCAAAUCCGGUGGUCAAGUUGAUGAUGACCAAUCUCAGAUCCUUGAUCCUGGUAGGGAUGAUGAUGAGGGCUUAAACCCACAUCCUUGAUCGCUGAUUAGGAAUGGUCUUAGAUGUUUCUUUUUGUUUUGUUUUUCUGUUUCAUUCGGAUGAUUUUAUGAAAUCGUUUUCUAUGUUUUUUAAAAAAAAAACUAUAUGAUUUUCAGUGGUAAUUCUCUAUGGGUCAAUCCCAUACCACAAUGGUUUAAUUGCCGUGUCCCACAUACCCAAAGCCCAAUACUAUUCGGCCCAAUAUGAUUUAAUGCCCUGAUAUUUAGUGGCUUUCGGUUCGUUGUUUCAAUCUCUAGGGUUUUUCAAAAGUCGACUCUCCCUCACCGGCGAGAUAUUCAACCGAGUCUCAGGCUUGUUUUCGAAAGUCGCAUCUCUCUCUCUCUUUCUACAGAGAUAUUCCACCACGAUUUGCAGGGAACAUGGCUUCCUUUUCGUGGAAGAAUCUUAAAUACCAUCUUUUAAUGGAUCCCGAUGGUGUUGCUGCUGCAUCUACUUUCUAUAAUACUGUAUUUGGGGCAGUAUUGAAGAAAAGCUUUACGCUUGCUCAAGUUGAACUUAAACUUGCUCGGAAUUUUCUGGUUAUCUCAAAAGGAAAUAUCGAUCCAAAUUGUGGUUCCCAAACCCAAAUUCAAUUGGCCGUUGAUGUUAAAGCUGUUAUGGAUGCUGCGAUUACACGUGGAGCAUUAAAUCAAACAGAGUUAAUCACUGAGUCUGAAGCAUCGAGAGGGAUUGUCGCAAAAUUGCGCGAUCCGUUUGGCUAUAAUUGGGCUUUCUCCCAUAGAUCCAAUCAGUCGGAUGACAUCUGUAGUCUGUGCUUUAUGGAUGCUCCUCAUCACACAUCCAUAAAUUUUUGCACAUUGCCUCAUACCCGUCGCUGGCUAAUAGCGGCCUCUCACACUCCUCCAAAUGUGACUGAAGAGGAUAUGGCCAACAAACUGUUUAAGAUAUAUUUUACCAUCGUCGAUAUUCUCAAACACCCUUACAAUAGGACGUCCUACUUUGAAGAAUAUUAUGGUUUUCAAUCGUUCCAGACUUAUAUUGGACAUGCAAGUAACUACCUUUUCUGGUGCGUCAUUAUUUUGUUACGCUCUACUGGUCCCACUUGGCCUUGAGGUUCUUGCCUUUCGCCGACAUGGAGGCGGUAACAUCUCAGUAUUCUGCUGCUUUUUCUAGUUUUCAACUCUUGGUAGGAGGAAUUCAAACACAGACCAGUCCACGUGAAGUUUGGUGUAAGGCAGUAUUAACUUUGUUGGGUUUACUUGCUGCAAUUCGCCUUAAAUUCAUACAUCCAUAUAUCAUCAAUACACAUGAAGAUUUGAUUGCAUCUAUCGCCAAUGAACUUGCGCAUUGGAGAAAUCUUGCUCCCGGCGUCCUCCCUGCUCCCGGCGUCCUCCCUGCUCCGGUCGCCCUCCCUGCUCCGGUCGCCCUCCCUGCUCCGGUCGCCCUCCCUGCUCCGGCUAUCCGUCCUGCUACGGGCUUCUUCCCUGUUCCGGCCGUCCGCCCUUCUUCUGGCCGUCCUCCAUUAAGCUUUUCUCUUGGUCGGGGUCGGGGUUGGGGUCGGAGAUAUCGUCCUUGAGAGGAUUACUAACAAUGAUACAUUUUUUUUUUUGCAUUUAUGUUUUGAAGAUCUUUGAAAUAUAUAUAUUUUGUUAUGAGCCGCAUAUGUUUAAAAAUAUAAAGAAUGUUGGGUCUGUGGCACUAUUUACACAGUGAAUAACACAUCGUCUCUUGUUAUCA